This is a messenger RNA of Candidula unifasciata, 437 nucleotides long. Lineage: Eukaryota; Metazoa; Mollusca; Gastropoda; Stylommatophora; Geomitridae. The record is from the annotation of a GenBank genome assembly.
GCAAUAAAGUAAAAGACCCUAUUCCUAAAAUAGGCAAUAAAGUAAAAGACCCUAUUCCUAAAAUAGGCAAUAAAGUAAAAGACCCUAUUCCUAAAAUAGGCAAUAAAGUAAAAGACCCUAUUCCUAAAAUAGGCAAUAAAGUAAAAGACCCUAUUCCUAAAAUAGGCAAUAAAGUAAAAGACCCUAUUCCUAAAAUAGGCAAUAAAGUAAAAGACCCUAUUCCUAAAAUAGGCAAUAAAGUAAAGGACACUAUUCCUAAAAUAGGCAAUAAAGUAAAAGACCCUAUUCCUAAAAUAGGCAAUAAAGUAAAAGACCCUAUUCCUAAAAUAGGCAAUAAAGUAAAAGACCCUAUUCCUAAAAUAGGCAAUAAAGUAAAAGACCCUAUUCCUAAAAUAGGCAAUAAAGUAAAAGACCCUAUUCCUAAAAUAGGCAAUAAA